AUGCCGCGGCGGCGGGGGGGCGGGAGCGCCGCGCUGCGGCGGCAGCAGGACCGGGCUCUGAGCAGCACCAUGCGCGUCGUGCGGGAGCUGGGGCCCACCGCCUUCCUGCUGCAGGAGGACGGCCAGGAGGGCGCGCCGCUGCGGGUGUUCCUGGGAGAGCCUCACUCGUGCACCUGCGCCACCUUUCUGAAGGAGGGGGCCCUCUGCAAGCACAUCUGCUGGAUAUUGCUGAAAAAGUACCGAUUACCAAGAGAUCAUGAAUAUGCUUUUAAGUUGGGUCUUUUGGAAAGAGAAAUCGAAGAUGUGCUUCAGCGAUUACAACAGGAACAGACACUAAAUCCUGAGCAAGCCCUCUUCUCACAAGCAUUAAAUGAGGAGAAUGAUAGAUUCAUUCAUCAAAAAGAAAUCAGUGUAGAGGAUGUCUGUCCCAUUUGUCAGGAGGAGUUACUAAAGAUGAUGCUUCCCAUCACUUACUGCAGAUACAGCUGUGGUAACAAUGUACACAUAAAGUGUAUGAAAAUUUGGGCUGACUACCAAGAUGAACUGGGGACUGACUCUGUAGUAAAGUGUCCACUCUGCAGGGAAGAAUUUGCACCUUUAAAGCUCAUUCUAGAAGAAUUUAGAAACUCUAGUCAACUUGUGACUGCAGCAGAGAGAGCAAGACUGGACAGGCACCUUGGAAUUCCUUGUAAUAAUUGCAGAGUAUUUCCAAUUGUGGGAAGGUGCUACAAGUGCACUGAGUGUACUGAGUAUCACCUAUGUCAUGAAUGUUUCAUUAGCUUUUGCCACCCUCCACAUGUUGUUGUCUUCAGACAGAAGAGAAAUAAGAGAUGGAGAUCUCUAGAACAGCUUUCAGAAUUAUCAGCCCAAGGAGGAAAAUUUAAAAGCUUUAAUCCAGGAAAUAAUUCUAACGAAGCAGUAUUAAAUCUUCAGGAGAAGACUAGUUGUACCCCAAAGAGCAUUGUAAAAUCUUUACCCAACAUUUUAGUUGGAAAACAUAGUCAUUUACUUGCUGCAGGUAUUCAGUGUAGACGCUGCUUGAAGCCCUUUCACCUUGGUCAGCAUGUAAGACUCCUACCAUGCAAUCAUAAGUUUCAUAGGGAAUGUAUUGACAGCUGGCUACUGCACCAAAGAAAUACAUGUCCUAUUGAUGAGUAUGUUGUAUACAAUCCUCUGAUUUGGAAGGAUACACCAGCCAAACAUGAAAUUCGCCCAACAGGUUCUCAUAGAAAUGUUAGCAAACUUGCAAAGCAAGCGGAACCAGAAAUUUUUGUAUCUGGAAAUGGAUUAUUUCUCAAGCAAUCACUAUCUGAACAUACAUCAGAAAGUUCUGAAAGUAGGUUCAAGAAACUUUAUAACAAAGAUGUACCAGACUCUCUAAGCUCUUUUGAGACAUCAUUUUCCAGGAAUUCAGAUACCAUUAGAUCUAGAAAGGAUGACACUCGUAACGCUGAGAGAGGCCCAUACCAUUUUGACUGUAGCAACGCGAACAAAGUAGCUCCUUUUAAAAAAGAUACGGACUGUGAUAAUUCCACAAUUCUAAGAUAUCCCAGGGAGUUGAAUUUUGAAAUCAAUCUGGGUGCAGCAAGCCAUUCCUCAAAAAGGGACGAUAAGGAUGUGAGAAAUGCCAACCAUCAAAGCAGGCUUUUAACAAGACGACCACCUAAGCAUAAUCAUCUGAACAUUAAAGCAGCAAACAUUGAUCUACUAUUGGAGGGAAUUCCACUACAUACCAGCUCACGAUUAUCUUGGUUUAGAUAAUAUAGCUGUAUGUUGCUUUCUUACUCCAUACAUAAGAGUUCUUAGAGAACACAAAACAAGUUAAUAAAUGAAUAAUCAAAUGUCAUCAACUAUUGCUACUACAAAAUUCAACUCGGUGCUGUGCGAAACGUUCAGACUAAAUCUGCUAAAAUAAACACAGGAACUGAUAUGGCUGGUGUAAUGUAUUGUAGGAAAAAAAGUCAUACACCUGUAAAAUUGACACUAUUUCUCAUUUUAACCUUCAAUCAAAAGACUUACAUUUCUUUAUAGAGUAAAAUGCAAAAAGCUUUUAUAUUCUUGAAAGAUCAGUUAAAGUAUCUUACUCAGAGCUGUAAUAAACAAAGCCAAACCAAUAUUAACAUUGCCAAAAUAACGGUAUCAAAUCUGUUUUCAGUGAGUAAUAACAAAAAAGUCUAACACAGAAAAGCUGCUGCUUAUUAUCUCAAUAAGUAUUGAAAGAUAUAUACUAAACUAUAUACUAUAGUUUAAUGAUAUCUAGUGCUCAGAGGAGGAGCUAAGCUUCCAAAUGGUAAACAGAAAACUCUGGCAUUUUCAGUUGCAUAUAUAUAGCCAAGCCAAAGAAUUACUGAGCCUAAAAAUUAUUUCUUAAAUGGCAAUAUACUAAAUUCAGCCAUGUCAUUUCAUCAUAUUAUACUUAUUCCCAAAAAGUAUAAUAAAUAUUUAAGCCCAUCAUUAAAGUAAUAAUCCCAGCUCCCAUGUCUGGCUGCCCUACCCAAGAAACAGGAAUCAGAUUUAAAGUGGAUAUAAAUGUCUGUCUUCAGUAGAAAUGGAACAGGCACUGACUAAAUUAAGAACUGAUAAAUUUUUGAGAAUGAGGACAGUAACAGUCUUAUAACUGGAAUGAUGGCAAUCAAAGAAAUAUAUGUUUUUAGUGGUAUUUAUCAAAUAAAGUGUGUAGUGAGACAGGUAUAUUCCUGGACAGUUUAUGACUUCAGGGGCAUUUAAAUAAAAAUUAAAACAUUGAUAACUUUUAAAAACUAUUUAUUAUAUUGCAUAAGCUAUAACAUUUUACAAAUCUUAGUUACGUUUUCAGCAACAAAUACAUUAAUACUGUAGGAAAUACACUGAGAAAUGAAGACACCUCUGACAAAAUAUAAAAAGAUAGAAAUACUUUUUAAAAAUGGUGAAUAUUAAGCAUCUUUCAAAUGAACAAUAUAGUAUUACAGUGUUCGUGUGUUUCUGAAAAUUAUUACCAAAAAAAUGAAGUGCUUGUUUGAAUGUACAGCUCAAAAAUGCAAGGUGGUGACCACAGCCCAGUGCCAUCAGCUCAUCUACGCUUCAGCACUUCCAAGAUGGGUUUUAAUGAGGCUUCAUACUCUAACGAGCACUAAAAAGUGCCUUUCUACACAAUACCAGGAUGCUGUGAAAAUAUUUACUUAUUGUUAUAAUACAGACUGAAGAGCAACAAGUGCUUCAAAUGAAUUACAUCAGUUAAAAUGAGGAACAACAUACCAGUAUAUUUGGGAAGGGAGAGUAUACAAAUUUUCAAAGAAUCUUAACUGAAAAAAAAAAUUCAUUUGGUAAAAUAAUUUUAAGCUGAGAGUGCUAGUUUUAAGCAUUAUGACAGUUUCUUCUGCCAGGCUUACAAAAUAUAUAGCUUCAAAAAAAAUUUUUUUUAAACAAAAAACAUGGAAUAUUGCUUUUAAAAGAAAACAAAGCUCAGAUUAAAGUCAUUAAGAAACCCUCACAUUUUUCAAUUUAAUUCUGUAACAAAAAUAUGCAGGCCUAGUGUUAGAAGCAUGGCACAAAAUAGUAUGAACUACUAUUAAAAAAAAAAAAAAAAAAAAAAAAAAAAAAAAAAAAAAAAAAAAAAAAAAAAAAAAAAAAGCAAA
Messenger RNA from Rhea pennata, 3614 nucleotides. It is a transcript of the gene ZSWIM2, whose product is annotated as zinc finger SWIM-type containing 2. Lineage: Eukaryota; Metazoa; Chordata; Aves; Rheiformes; Rheidae. Gene Ontology annotation, molecular function: zinc ion binding; ubiquitin protein ligase activity. The transcript has 9 exons. The coding region runs from base 1 to 1761 and encodes 586 amino acids. The record is from RefSeq and is a predicted model, not a curated record.